Messenger RNA from Coccinella septempunctata (seven-spotted ladybird), 1894 nucleotides. Its product is annotated as fatty acyl-CoA reductase wat-like. Gene Ontology annotation, molecular function: alcohol-forming very long-chain fatty acyl-CoA reductase (NADP+) activity. The transcript has 7 exons. The record is from RefSeq and is a predicted model, not a curated record. Gene Ontology annotation, biological process: long-chain fatty-acyl-CoA metabolic process. The coding region runs from base 286 to 1833 and encodes 515 amino acids. Gene Ontology annotation, cellular component: peroxisome. NCBI's taxonomy places the organism in Eukaryota, Metazoa, Arthropoda, Insecta, Coleoptera, Coccinellidae.
AAUAAACUCGACCCAUUUCUCACGUCGUUCCGUUAAUACAAUCGAAUGGAUUCCGAAUCGCAGGGGAAAAAAACAGAAUACGAUUCGAAUGUAUUGAAAAAAUUCAAAUCGAAAUAUGAACAAUGCAAAAUGACAUUUUUACUGCAUCGAUUUUAAACUCAUUACGGCGGCUGGGCGGAUUAAUAAACCGAGAAGAAUGCAGUUUGUGUCGUCGUUUAUGCGACAAUUUAAGCGUAAAACGUCUUCGUGUCGGAACACAAACGAAUCGUACGCCGCCCACUGAAGAUGUCCACCGAGAUCGAAACGCGACAGUCCGAAACGACCGAACUGGUCGAGAUGCCGGUCAAGACCGAGAUCCAGAGGUUCUUCGAAGGUCAAACUGUUUUCGUCACUGGUGGUACAGGGUUUUUGGGGAAAUUGCUGAUAGAGAAACUGCUGAGAUGCUGCUACGACCUCAGAAAGAUCUACGUCUUGGUGAGGAACAAGAAGGGAAAGACGCAGAGGGAAAGGUUCGACGAAAUAUUCGAAGCUGAGUGCUUCGACCCCCUGAAGAAGAAAUACCCCAACUUUCUGGAAAAGGUAGAGUUGGUAUUCGGAGACUGCCUCUUGCCAGACGUUGGUCUCAGUCCCGAAUCCAUAAAAAUGCUACAAGAAGAGGUGACCACCAUUUUCCACAUCGCAGCCACUGUGAGAUUCGACCAGCAUCUAAAAUCGGCCGCUUUCAUCAACGUUAGAUCGGUCAGGGACCUCAUAAGGUUGUCGAAAAACAUGCCCAAGUUGCGGGCUUUCUUACACGUUUCCACAGCCUUCAGUUUCUGCCCCAGAGACACGAUAUUAGAAGAAUUCUACAGGCCUCCAUUAACUGGAGAGAAGCUAUUGUCGCUUGUCGACUCCCUGGACGAUUCAACGAUAACAGAAAUCACACCCAUCCUACUGAAGGACUGGCCCAACAGCUACGUCUUCACGAAGGCCAUAGCCGAAUCUGUUGUGCGGAAAGAAGGCAUAGGUUUGCCGAUAGUGAUGGUACGUCCGGCCAUAGUGACGGUGAGUGCCAGAGAGCCAGUUCCCGGAUGGAUCGACAACAUGUACGGGGUAACAGGUGUGGUGGCAGGCGCAGCCAUGGGUGCCCUUAGGACCAUGCCCGCAGAACCAGACAAUAACGCCGAAUUUGUUCCUGUUGAUUUCGUCAUCAACAACAUCAUAGCCGCAGCGUGGGAUGUGGCUCAAAGCGGAAGGGUGGCAGAGACUGCCGAAGACAUCCCCAUCUACAAUUACGUCUUGUCGCCAUGGUUCAAGAUCACUUGGAAGGGUUUCUUCGAUUUGUGUUACGAAUCCGGCAUGAACUACCCAACGAUGAAGGCCAUCUGGUACUUCUGCUUCGCGCUGAGGCCGAACCCUAUCCACCACCAAUUGGCGUUGUUCUUCCUGCACACAGUGCCUGCUCACUUCAUGGACUUGAUCAUGGUGUGCAUGGGAAAACAGCCAGUGGCUGUUAAGGGUUACCAGAAGAUCAAGAAGUUCCUGGAUGUGAUCUCGUACUUUGCCAGAAGGAACUGGGCUUUUGGAGUGGUGAACGUGAAGAAGCUGCUGAAGAAGAUGAGCCCGGAAGACAGGGAUAUGUUCAAUUUUGACCUUCAUUCCUUGGAUAUGAACGAAAUAGUCCGUCACGGUAUCCUUGGUGGUAGGGUGUACCUGGUCAAGGAUCCGUUGGACACGCUUCCUCAGGCCAGAAGGAAGUAUAUGGCGUUGAGGGUGGCACAUUACGCGUUGAUUGGCUUUAUCCUCUUGAUCCUUUUCAAAAUUGUGUCCAUGAUGUUCAGAUUUUUGUUCUGAGUGCUGUCAUUUAUUUAUUUAUACUAUUUAUUAUACCAGAUUAAAUGCGAUUGUGAUUGAA